ACCACAGUCUCGGCCUCAUUUGCUGCAGCCACAGUUGCUGCCUUUUGGGUCUAAAAACCACCUCUGCCUGAGCUUGCUUCGUCUUGCCUAACCCUCUCCCAAAGGGGCUGGGUAGUUGUUCUUCCUGAAAAUCUUUGCUUUUCCAUCCAAAGGAGGGGAGGGUCCUGUCUUUCUGACUCUUCUGCAAUCUGAAGGUGUGUUCGCAGGUAAAGAGGAAGUGACAUUUGCUCUGCCUGGAGGGCUCCAAAGCAACAGGAGAAAAGGCAAUGGCUGGGAACAUGGACAGGAAUGCAAAAGCCCUCCAGGAAGCCUGGAGGAGAGAAGAAAACACCUUGUGCGCUGACUGCAAAAAACCCGAUCCUGACUGGGCCUCCUAUACUCUCGGCGUCUUUCUCUGCUUCGACUGUGCAGGGAUUCAUCGCAACCUCUCUGGCAUCAGCAAAGUGAAGUCAAUAAGGAUGGACUGCUGGGAGGAAGGCCAGAUAGAGUUUUUGAUGCAGCAUGGAAAUGCAAAGGCUAAAGCUAAAUAUGAGGCCCAUGUUCCAUUUUACUAUUACCACCCGGUCCACACCGACUGUCUAGUUCUGAGAGAGCAGUGGAUACGAGCCAAAUAUGAACGGAAUGAAUUCAUGAAGCCGGGAAAACAGUCACCAUAUUCUAAUGGGUUGAAAGAAGGGAUUCUAUGGAAACGAGGCCGAGACAAUGGACAGUAUCUUUUGCGCAGGUUUCUCUUGUCGGAGAGAGAAGGUUGUCUCAAGUAUUUCACCAAGCAGGAUGCAAAAGAACCCAAAGUAGCUAUUAAAAUUGACACUAUCAAUGCCGUGUUCCAGCCUGAAAAGACAGGGAACCCCAAUGGCUUGCAGAUCACGUAUCUCAAAGACAACAAGACUCGCAACAUCUUUGUUUAUCAUGAGGAUGGGCAAGAAAUAGUGGACUGGUUCAAUGCGAUCCGUGCUGCACAGUUCCAUUAUCUGAAGGUGGCUUUUCCUGUUGCCAGUGACCAAGAGCUAAGAAACCGAUUGACACGGAAUUUCUUGAAAGAAGGCUACAUGGAAAAGACCGGGCCAAGGCAGAAGGAGGCUUUUAAGAAACGGUGGUUCACUCUGGACCACAGGAGACUGAUGUACUUCAAAGAUCCUUUGGAUGCUUUUGCUAAAGGUGAAGUAUUUGUGGGCAGCAGGGAGCAAGGGUACAGCGUCAUGGAGGGCCUGCCAGCUGGCACGCAGGGCAGCUUCACUUGGCAGCAUGGCAUCACCAUCAUCACCCCUGAUCGUGAAUAUCUCUUUACCUGUGAGACAGAGCGGGAUCAGCAAGAAUGGAUGACUGCCUUCUGGCAUGUUAUAAAACAACCCAUGACACCCCAGGAGUAUGCAAUUGAAGCUUAUUUCAAGCUCAGGCCAUAACAUUCCUGAAGGAACAAGAACCUGUUGCUAUCCCACCUGGCAUUUCCUUUUUGAGGAGCACAAGGAAGGCAAAGAAGACAUUCUCUACCAAAUGAGUUGCAGCACUAUAUUCCAUGUUUCCUCAAGGUUGGAAACAUGCUUUCUUAAAUCUUUGAACCACAAUCCUUCAAAAUCUCCUGUGAACCAUUUCAGACAAUCUUCUUUGCUGGGUGAAUGUGUUUAAAAAUGAAUUUUAUCCAGUCUGCUCUUUGCAAUUGUUAAAGAGCUGCUUGUUGCCUAUGAACAUCAGCACAUUCUGUUAUUUGGACUGCCAAAGAAUGCAAAGAUGAAUGCUCAUGAACCUUUCUGCCAUUUUGGGUCAGUGUACUGCCCUAUUGAAGGACUGACAUGUUUGUUUCCUGUUGGCAAAAGUGUCCUGGUGGCUUUCUCCACUGAUCAUUACUGCUUGAGGCUGAUCGCUUGCUGACUAUUAAAGGCUUCACAGCCAGAUACAAUAA
Molecule: messenger RNA, 1900 nt
Organism: Anolis carolinensis (green anole)
Lineage: Eukaryota; Metazoa; Chordata; Lepidosauria; Squamata; Anolidae
Product: arf-GAP with dual PH domain-containing protein 1
Exons: 11
Coding region: 267-1403 (378 amino acids)
Biological process (GO): positive regulation of GTPase activity
Cellular component (GO): intracellular membrane-bounded organelle; plasma membrane; cytoplasm
Molecular function (GO): phosphatidylinositol bisphosphate binding; GTPase activator activity; phosphatidylinositol-3,4,5-trisphosphate binding
Source: RefSeq, a predicted model, not a curated record